CGGUGUGUCGUCAUCUAACAUCGACCGCCUGAUUCGGUGACGCAACGUGCAGCUGCCGGGAGAAGUUUGAAAACACACGCCAACUUUUUUCCUUUCCACGUUCUUUUCCCCACUGGCGUCGUUUCACUUCGCCUCUCUCCGCUGAGCCGAGCGGGAUUAUCCACGGGACGACGAGUCGAGCACCGCGGAACGCGCCGCGGAGGAAGUUUGUCCGGAAGGCAGCAAUGUCUUCCCCAGGAGAAGAACAACAACCAUCGGCGGCUGUGUCGGCCAUCCUGUCAUCUGCCAUGUCGGCCGCCGUGUCGGCCGCCAUGGCCGUUGCCAUGGCCACGGACGCCAAGGCGGAUCUCGCCAAGCUGCUUGACGAGUGGGAGGAAGCGCAGCGAGGCACCACAGAGCAACUGGUGUCCAUCCUUACAAAGAUCUCUGAGCUGAUUGAAAAGGAGACGGGAGAGUAUCACAAAGCAGAUCCUGAUCCGUUUGACGACCGUCAUCCAGGUCGGGCGAACCCAGACGGGAUGCUGGGUCAGCUCCUGAAGAUGCUCUUCAUGAAUAACGACUUCACUAAUGCGCUGUUGGACACGUACAUCAUGACCAGCAGAGAGCUGAGCCUGAAAACCGCCGCCUGCCGCCUCCUUCAGAACAUCAUGCCGGGCCUGGACACGGCCGUCGUCUUCCAAGAGAAGGAGGGGCUGGUGGAGACAUUGUUCGGCUUUGCCCGUGAGUCCGAGCGGCCGCUGUGCGUCUACGCCACGGGGCUGCUGGCCAGAGCCAUGGGCAACCAGGAAGUGGCAACCAGCAAAAGACAGCAGAACACUCAGCUGGUACCGGUCAUGAUUCAGCGCCUGCAUGAGCUGCAGGCUGAGGAGGCCAAGAAUCACCUCAGUCCCGCCACGAGCCAGAAUCUACCUCAGGACUCUCAGGUGGAAGCCACACGAACCUCAACCAUCUCAACAAACCAGCGAGACAAGACGGAGGGUGAAGACGUUGGCGAGGACGGACACGGAGAGAACGGCAGGCCAGUGUCGAAGGCCUGUUCCAAACCUUUGUCCCUGCUCGGAUCGGCCCAGAAAAAUGGCGUCAGCAGCAGCAGCAGCAGCAGCAGCAGCAGCGGAUCCAGCUCAAACAGACCGCCUCCAGACUCGGUGUACCAGGCGAGCGGCGACGCUGCCUCCAGGGAGACGGAGGACAGGCGGGGAGGACUUAAAAGACGGGCGGUAAAGGAGAACGGGAGGAAGGCUAAGCAGAAGAUCAACUUCCCCUCCUCCUCCUCCUAUGGGGCUGACGAGGACCUGGACAGAACUAGAACCAGCGACCAGCCGACCAGCAGCUCCUGGUCCGAGAUGAGCUCGAUGGUGAUCGGCUCGGAGUACUGCCUGUCGCCGCUGAGCCCGGCCAUGGAGCAGAGGCUCAUCCUGCAGUAUCUGACGCCGCUCGGGGAAUACCAAGAGUUGCUCGCCAUCUUCAUGCAGCAGAACACAAACUUGUUGUUGAUGAACUACAUUGACCUCAGGCAGACCAAGAAUGUACAGCUCACCUUCGAAGCACUUCUGUAUCUCGCCUCGCUGCUCCUCCACAAAAAGUUUGUGACGGAGUUCAUCGCUCAUGGCGGAGUGCAGAAGCUCCUGGAGAUCCCGAGGCCUUCUAUGGCCGCGACCGGAGUCUCGCUCUGCUUGUACUAUCUGGCGUACAACCAGGACGCGAUGGAGAGGGUGUGCAUGCUCCCGGACGGCGUGCUGUCCGACAUGGUGUCCUACGCUCUGUGGUUGCUGGAGUCGUCCCACGCUUCAGGCGUGUGCCACGCCACCAUGUUCUUCUCCAUCUCCUUCUCCUUCAGGGCGGUGCUGCAGCUCUUUGACCACCAGGACGGCCUGCGCAGGCUCGUCAACUUGAUCAGCACGCUGGAGAUCCUGAACACAGAGACUGAGGUGUCCAUAAUGAGCGAUGACCAGGUCUUCUCCAGCCGACAGACGGCCAAACACACCUGCAUGGCCGUCCGCAGGUACUUUGAGGCUCACCUGGCAGUGAAGACUGAGCAGGUGAAGCAGUCGCUGCACACGUCGGACAAAGACACCAUUGUUCGCCAGCAGCAGUUUUCCAAGGCUUACACCUACACCAGAGAGCAGGUCAUUGAGAUGAUGGAGUUCCUCAUCGAGUGCGGACCUCCGCAGCUCCUCUGGGAACCGGUCGAGCUUUUCUACAAGUUGUCCUGUGUUCCUUUAAUGCUGCAGCUCAUAUCAACAGCCUGUGACUGGAGGACUUACUAUGGCAGGAGUGACACGGUGCGUUAUGCCCUGGACAUCCUGGCCAUCCUCACGGUGGUUCCUAAAGUCCAGCUGGUGCUGGCUGACACGGUCGUCGUUGUGGAUGAAACCAGGAUGCCCGUUUCCACCGUGGGUAUGAGCAUCAUCCUGGGCGUCGCAGAGGGCGAAGUGUUCGUCAAUGAUGCUGAGAUUCAAAAGUCUGCACUACAAGUGAUAAUAAACUGUGUGUGCGCUCCAGACCAGAGCCUGAACACUGUUGGUGUUUAUGCUGUUGCCCCCUUCCACCCCCAGCAGCCUCCGGUGCCCCACAACAGGGUGCUGGCCCACAUGUGGCAAGUUGUGCAGAACAAUAACGGUAUAAAGGUGCUUCUGUCUCUGCUGGCGGUGAAGAUGCCGAUCACAGACGCCGACCUGAUCCGCGCUCUGGCCUGCAAGGCUCUGGUCGGUCUGUCCCGCUGCACGGCGAUCAGACAGAUCAUCAGCAAGCUGCCGCUGUUCGCCAGUGGCCACAUUCAGCAGCUGAUGAAGGAGCCGGUUCUGCAGGACAAACGCAGCGAGCACGUCCGAUUCUGCCGCUACGCCGUGGAGAUGACGGAGCGAGUGUCGGGGAAGCCGCUCCUCAUGGGCACCGACGUCUCGCUGGCUCGUCUGCAGAGGGCCAACGUGGUCGCCCAGUCACGCAUCACCUUCUCCGAGAAGGAACUCCUAGUGCUGAUCAGGAACCACCUCGUGGCCAAAGGUCUCGUCGACACGGCGUGCGCGCUCGUCAAGGAAGCAAAUCUAGGAUCCUACUGCCCGAUCUCCUCCUGCGUCACCCCUACCCCCUCCUCGGUGAUUCCCAGGACUUGCCGGCUGGCUGGUGGGAUUGCAGCCCGUGCCGCCAGCCACAUCGGAUCCUCCCCGGUGUCCUCUCUACCCGCGCUCUCCUCCACCUCUCCUCCUCUUCCUUCUCCCUGUCGCGCCCUCGUCACCCCUCACCCCCCGUGCUCUUCCUCGUCUUCCACUGCCCUCCCCACUCCUCAGGGCUCACAUCCCGUCGGACGUAUUCUGUUCACACGGGAACGUCCCGUGGCCAAUUGCAACUCAGGGAAGAAGCUUCGCGCUCUCAAGCAGAAGUCUGACCACGGUGCUUUCAUACAGACUCCAGCCAUGAAGAAGACGCUGGAGCGCCACCUCCCGUCGCCGCCGACCCUCGACAGCAUCAUCACCGAGUACCUGAGGGAGCAGCACGCCCGCUGCCCCAACCCCGUCACCACCUGCCCCCCCUUCUCCCUCUUCACGCCGCACAGGUGCCCCGAGCCCAAGCAAAGGCGACAGGCGUUGCCCAACUUCACAGCCCGCCUGGGGAGCAGGGUGCUGUACCAGAAAUACCGAGGUGUGGACAGAGGGUGCCUGGAUCGACAUCUGAUAUUCAGCAGGUUUCGCCCGAUGUCAGUGUUCCACGAGGGCGACAGCGACGAGAGCGGUUUCACGUGCUGUGCCUUCUCUGCCCGCGAGCGCUUCCUGAUGCUGGGAACCUGCUCCGGUCACCUCAAGUUCUACAACAUCGCCUCUGGAGAGGAGGAGGCCAACUACACCUGCCACACGUCGGCUAUCACACAUCUCGAACCCUCCAGGGAUGGGAAAUUCGUGCUUACCUCUGCUUCUUGGAGCGUCCCCUUGUCCGCCCUCUGGAGUAUGGACGGUGUCUUUAGCUUGAAAAACUCCUUCGUAGAUGACCACUAUGUGGAAUUCAGUAAACUCUCUCAGGACCGAGUCAUCGGCACCAAGGACCAAGUCGCGCACAUCUACGACAUCCAGACGGGCCAGAAGACGCUGACCCUGAACGACCCCGCCCUGGCCAACAACUACAAGAGGAACUGCGCCACCUUCAACCCCACCGAUGACCUGGUGCUGAACGACGGUGUGCUGUGGGACGUGCGGGCGUCGCGCGCCGUCCACAAGUUCGACAAGUUCAACAUGAACAUCAGCGGCGUCUUCCAUCCCAACGGCCUGGAGGUCAUCGUCAACACAGAGAUCUGGGACCUGAAGACCUUCCACCUCCUGCACACUGUCCCGGCCCUGGACCAGUGCCGGUUGGUCUUCAACAGCAACGCCACCAUCAUGUACGGAGCAAUGCUUCAAGCCGAUGAUGAGGACGACGCGAUGGACCAGCAGAUGAAGAGUCCCUUCGGCUCGUCCUUCAGAACCUUCGAUGCUACAGACUACAAGCCCAUUGCCACGGUGGAUGUAAAGAGGAACAUCUUUGACCUGUGCACUGACGAAAAAGACUGUUAUCUGGCUGUCAUCGAGAACCAGGACACAGUGAGUCUGGACACGGUGUGUCGUCUUUACGAGGUUGGACGACAGAAACUGGCCGAGGAGGGAGACGACGACGACGACCAGGACGAUGACGACGACCAGGACGAAGACGACGACUCUUCGGACACAGACGACGACGACGACGACGAUAUGGACACGGACCCGCUCAUAGACGAGCUGGCCAACCGAGAAAACGGGGAAAGGGUCGACUCGCCCACGGAGGAAGAGAUCGCCGAUCUUCUUGGCGGCGACAGCAGCGACGACAACAACAACGAUGACUCGGAGGACGACUCCGACGCGUCACACAGAAGCGGUGAUGGGUCGGAUCCAUUUGACCACGACAGCGCAGAUUCAGACGAUGAACAACGAGUAGAUGACGACAUUCGUCUCUUGCGAUCGAUACACAGGUGGUUCUCCUGACGUGGGAGAGGACGACAUGAACUUUUCAUUUCUUUUUCUUUACAAACCAUCAUUUCUCCUUAAAGCAGGCAAGUCGACUGUGAACACACGGAUUCUCUCUAUGUACAUUUUUAAAAAACUUUAGAGAGACGACGACGAUGACGACAAAUAUACAUUUCCCUAAAGGUCGCUGGCGCCCGGAUCAUUUCACUCUGACAUGUCCCGGCGACCCCCGGUUCUUCUCCUCCGCCGAGUGUUUGUACAAGAUUUGAAUGAAGAAAAAAAAGUAUUUAUAAUGUUUUACCUCCGAGGACUCUGCUGGAGAAAAGAUUAAGUGUUGGUUGCAGAAUACAGAAUAAAUAAUUUAAUUAUUACUAUUUUUUCCCCCCGAUGUUCAAUCAAACUUUUUUGUCUCCUCACUAUUGACCACGAUGAACAUAACAGUUACAUGAAUCUCUGUGAUUACAAAGUUUGGAUUGUGAUGGGAAGUUUUUGGGGGGAAAAAACUAAAUUCCUGCUCUGUUGAAAAAGAAAAAACAAAUCAGAUUUUCAGAGCCACAGAAUCUAUAGUUUUACAACAGACUUGUUUCAAUUGUUGUAAAUGGUUUGAUGAGACUCUCGGAUCUAUUACGAUCCAAGUCAAUCAUGUCUGCUUUUGAUAAUAAAAGACGCUUCGCUCUUCGUCUACA
Molecule: messenger RNA, 5653 nt
Organism: Scophthalmus maximus (turbot)
Lineage: Eukaryota; Metazoa; Chordata; Actinopteri; Pleuronectiformes; Scophthalmidae
Product: DDB1- and CUL4-associated factor 1
Exons: 30
Coding region: 225-4985 (1586 amino acids)
Biological process (GO): protein ubiquitination
Cellular component (GO): nucleus; Cul4-RING E3 ubiquitin ligase complex
Molecular function (GO): nuclear estrogen receptor binding; histone H2AT120 kinase activity
Source: RefSeq, a predicted model, not a curated record